Kogia breviceps (pygmy sperm whale) is the source of this 842-nucleotide messenger RNA. Lineage: Eukaryota; Metazoa; Chordata; Mammalia; Artiodactyla; Physeteridae. The record is from RefSeq and is a predicted model, not a curated record.
AUGACCGCGACGCCCAGGUACGGGGUGAAGGGCGGCUUCCAAGGACAGGGAACCCCGCGAGGGCGCGGCCAGCGAGAAGAGGGCGGGGUUCCCGGCGGCCGGAGAACCGAGAACAGGCAGCCGCCGCCCGGGAGGGCAAAGCAUCACUGCAGCUGCGGCCGGGGCUGGGGCCGCACAGCGCACGCGCCCAGCGUCCCGGCGCCCCCCGGCGGGCGGAGUCCCGGGCCUCGGCCAGGACUCCCCGCCCCGCUCCUACAAGUCCGCCGCCGCGUCUGCACAAGCGUGGUCCCGUUUGAAGUACCCGCUUCUUUCUUUCCUGGUUUCCUCUCUACUUCUCGGUUCUGUCCUAGUUUGGGCACGAGUAGGGGGCGGGCAACAACUUGGGGCCAGCGGCGUUGGCUGCUCAGCCUCAUGGGGAUAACUCGAGCAGUCGGGUCCCAGGAGGGAGAGAUAUCAGAAGGAGAAAUGAAAACUAGAAUCAUUUCCCCACAAAGUCGAAAGACCCACUCUCAUAAGUCCUUUCUGGGACAGUCGCCCGCAUCUCAGCACAAGCCGGAAGGACCGGGAGAGCGCAACUCGGCGUCUGAGCCUGGCGGCGGAGGCUGGCUGUUUGGAGGGCACCGACGCGAGACUGCGCCCUCGGGGACCCGGCGAGGGGCCAGAGCAAGCCCGCCCUGCUGCUGCGGGGGCCACGCGGGAGAGACCUUCGACACGAGCCUCGGUUUUGUUUCCAUGGAAGAAGAAAUUCACAGACCCUUGAAGCCUGUCUUAUGAAUCCCACGUUAAGCACCUCUACUUCUAGAGAAGAGAAAUGCUACAACCCUGAGGAUGAUGCUUUUAAA